UUCACAAGACUCUGACCCGAUGAAGAGCUUGGCCCUGUUUAUGGAAGAACGAUCAUUUUUAGUGUCCGUACAGUUCUUUAUUUCACAUUGGGAAUCUUUAUUCAUGUAAGACUUUCAAUAAUUUCAUGUUUAGGGCGGUGAGUUGUUCAGGGGCUCAAAAAAAGCUGGCCCUAAAAUGCCAAAGAAUUCACGCUGUGAAAUACCGAAAACGGAAUUAUCGGCUCUCAUGUAAAGUCAAAUCGGUUUGAUUGGGGCUUUAAAAAAAAGAAGAAAAAAAAAGACGCGAAUUGGGAAAAAAAAUUGGGGAUAAAAUAUCCGGAGGUUCUAAACAGAAGAAGUCGUAACGGAGUCCGUGUGUCGGUGGUAUUUUAUAAGAUUGCGUCCUAAGCCAUGGGGGCAUUUUUGGACAAGCCGAAAACGGAGAAGCACAAUGCCCACGGCGCAGGUAACGGCCUGCGUUUUGGUCUGAGCAGCAUGCAGGGCUGGCGGGUGGAGAUGGAGGACGCUCACACGGCAGUGGUGGGCCUCCCUCAUGGCCUGGAUGACUGGUCCUUCUUUGCCGUUUAUGACGGGCAUGCUGGUUCACGUGUGGCCAACUACUGCUCAAAACACCUACUGGAGCACAUUAUCAGCAGCAGCGAGGACUUCCGGCCUGGUCGUGACUCGGUGGAGGGUGUGAAGAGUGGAAUUCGCUCGGGCUUUCUGAAGAUAGAUGAGUACAUGCGCAACUUUUCCGAGCUGCGCAAUGGUAUGGACCGUAGUGGCUCAACGGCUGUGGGCGUACUGCUCUCGCCUGAGCACCUCUAUUUCAUCAACUGCGGCGACUCUCGUGCUUUGUUGUGCCGUGCUGGCCAGGUGCGCUUCUCCACUCAGGACCACAAGCCCUGCAACCCCCGUGAGAAGGAGCGCAUCCAGAACGCAGGCGGCUCCGUUAUGAUCCAGCGCGUCAACGGUUCCCUCGCAGUGUCGCGCGCCCUUGGUGACUACGACUACAAGUGUGUGGAUGGAAAAGGACCCACAGAGCAGCUGGUGUCACCUGAACCAGAGGUGUUUGAGAUUCCUCGUGUUCCAGAUGAGGAUGAGUUUGUGGUGCUGGCUUGCGAUGGCAUCUGGGACGUCAUGAGCAAUGAGGAGCUGUGUGAAUUUGUGCGCUCCCGUCUGGAGGUGUGCGAUGACCUAGAGAAAGUCUGCAACUCUGUGGUGGAUACGUGUCUACACAAAGGUAGUCGUGACAACAUGAGUGUUGUGCUGGUGUGUUUGCCCAAUGCACCCAAGAUAUCGGAGGAGGCAGUGAAGAGAGAGGCAGAGCUGGACAAGUUUCUGGAGUCUCAUGUUGAGGAGAUCAUGGAGAAGUCAGGAGAAGAAGCAGCCCUGGACCUGGCUUGUGUCAUGCGCAGUCUCUCUGCUGAGAACAUCCCAAAUUUACCACCAGGAGGUGGUCUUGCGAGCAAACGCAGUGUAAUUGAGGCCGUGUACAACAGGCUUAACCCACAUAGAGAUGAUGAUGGGGUUCCGUCACAUUUCCUGUGAGGUACCUGGUUGUAUUGAAACAGCAUUGUGAGGAGUGGAGGUGACCUGGAUGAUCCGUGGUAGCCAGAGACGCCUACGACUGCAGUCUUCACACAAGAAUGUCCUCAGUUCACGCAAAAAGAAAAUCUUUACUCUCACUUUUUGGUUUUGAUUCUGAGAGAUUCAUAGGGAAUAUUCAAAGCCUGGAACGAAAACACAAAUGCAUCAAAAGUUCUUUCGACAAUGAGGAAUCUACAGAAAUGGCAAGAUUUUUGUUUUUUAAAUUUUAGAACUGUACCAUUGUAUGGUAGAGAGAAAUAAUUUCACUUUUUGUUCUGUGAUUAUUUUAUAUAUAUAUUUUUUGGUCCCCUUUCCGCUGUAAGUUAACAGAGUGAUGACGAGACUGAGGAUUUGUGGCUUUAUGAGCUGUAGGAGAGGCUCUGGACAUGAUGGCUGGUGGACAGACUGCAGCACCAGCGAGAGCUCUGAGAGGGAGAGGCAAGGUGUUUGGACCUCUCGGUGAUGCAGGGUGCUCUAGCAUGAUGAGCUUCACCUGUCUCAUACACGACUCUCCUCUUCACUCUACGCAUGCACAGCUUUCCAGGGACAUGACCAAUAGGCAUUACUUAUUUCAGAGUGUUCACCAUGUUCAGCCACCACCUCGACUUAAACCCUGCAUUUACACUCUUCUCUGAUUUUUUUUUUCCUCUCGUUUGUCAUCCUGCUGCUUGAAUAUCCUUAUAUAUCUUUUUUGCAUUUUGUUAGCAGUUAUAUUUUUGUCAGAUGCUAGUUUUGGUGCUUACCAUAAAACAACAGAGUAGUAGCUCUCAUUAGAACAAGUGUUAACUAGGACAUGUGCACUCAGCAGCUUGAGGGGAAAAAGAACUACUGUAGGGAGCGUAAAUAUGGUGAAGUUUUGGGUGGUCUUGCGCGCUGACCUUCCACUUCCUGUGGCACUCGUGAUGAAACGGCGCUUCACAAUCCAGUUCUAAAAGGCCCUCAGCUGAAUUCAGAAUUUUUAUGACCUUCUGCAGUCUUUGAUUUAAAUCUGUUUUAAUAAGUGAAAUCUAUUUUUGUGCAGUAGAUUUAGAAAAAGUUGGGGAUCCAGAAGAACUGGCUUCAAAACCUCUCCUUUAAAACCUUCAGAUCUUUUCUCUUUGCUCGUCCUCUCAUUUCUCUACUUGUGGUCCUGACUUGUGGCUUGCCUUCUGAAUUUUUCUCUAAAAACAGUGUACUAUGUAGAACCAUUUAACACAAUACAUUUUAACUUAAUUUUUAAACAAUUCUGCAUUUUAAAGCUUUUUAUUAAAGCUUUUUUUUUUUUUUUCAGUAUGAUCUAUGGUAUAAUUGGUAUUAUUUGCAGUUAGAUUUGGUUAUAGGGGAAUAGCAUGACUUUAACUCAAGUAAUUGAGACGGUUGAGGUUGGUGAAGUAUUUCUAAAGCAAAACCGCUUAACUGCAUGCAUGCAUAUGAUAUUGUGAUGUUUGCCAGGACAACAGCGCGCAAACACUACUCCAGUAGGUACUGGAAUUUUUCAUGGGUGAAUCUUUUUCCCUUCUCCUCCACCCCUUUCUUAUUUCUUGCCCCCUCUCCCCUCCAUUUUGUGUCCAGCAGUGGGUUGACAGUUAUUUAACUUAACAGUAUUUUUAGUUUCCCAUGUUAAUCUGUGCCUGUGAGAAUGACUGGAAGAUCCUUGGCAUUAAGGGUUUACUUAGAGGACAUUUGGCUAUGGAUGAAUGUACCACUUGUUUACACAAACAUGCAUGUAUAGUUUUGAACAACUUCCUUGUUGCUCAUGCCUUUCAUGCAUAUGUACAAGUACCAAGGUAUCCUGAUUUUAAAAAUAUUCAUCCCUGGACACGGGUGACAUUAAAGGAAAAAUCAGUGGGUCUGUUGUACUGCGGAGGGCAUUUUGCUGGUAUGAAAGAUGAAACGUUUCUGUCCUGAUGGGUGUGGUUAAUUCAGGAGUGACUCCGACCCAUCCACAGGGCACGAGUGUGAAAAAGAUGGAAAUCUCAUGCUCUGGCCUUCACAGUAAGCAGAUCACUGUGAAAAAGCACUGAUCGAGGUCAUAUCUUUCUGUAAGAAUGUUGUUCAUCUCUCCAGUACAGUUUCAGAGAGACGGAGAAUCUGUGCCAAGGCGUAUUGAAGCUGUUUUGGCAGAUUGAGGUGGCCCAGCACUUAGUUUUUCCCUUUAGUUUCUCACCCGUCUGGGUAAUAAUCAGGCUAUCUUGAUACACAUUUGUCAUAUAUGCUCAUUUGAGCUAAAUGUUUUUCCACCCAACAGAAACUAUGGUCUAUAUUCAAGGCCUUUCUAAAAAAUGUUUUCUUUCCCCUCCCUACUGAUUUUUCCACUGACCUCACCUGACCUGGUGUGCAGCUUUAAAAUGUGUGUUGUUCGAUCGGAGAAUAUUGUUAAUGUGUAUGUGUGUCUCAUAUAUAUAUAUAUAUAUAUAUAUAUAUAUAUAUAUAUAUAUAUAUAUAUAAAAUAUAAUUUAAUUUGCAGUUUUAUUUCCCACUGGUACAAAUAAAUUGUAGCCAUAUGCUGGAAAGCUUAAUUUUAUGAUGGUUAAAGCAAGGAAAUAAAUUUACUAAUUGAAAUAGUAAAAGAUAUAUAUAUUUUGUGCUGUGGGUGCUCAUGGACAGGCACCCUAUGUUUUUGUAUAUCUACAAUGAUGACUAGAUUGAUUUGUUGCGACAGAUUUUAUUUAUUCAGAAGAUGUGGUUUUAUGAGAUGUGCUUUGUGAGAGGAGUCGGGAAGGGGGAGAUUGCUGGCCCAAUCUGUUUUUGAGAUUGUGAUAGAAGGCUGUCUCACUACUUUUUUUUUUCUCUCAGUCUAUUAAUCUCUUGCACUCUUUCUCAUGCCCACAUUCUCUCUUCCUCCCUCAGUCCAUCUCUCUGACCCUCUCGAUCCACCUGCUAACAUCCGUGUAAUUAUAGUCCCCAGUACAAUGUUGUGUUUCAUUAGGAUACAGUGAACAUGAUCUGUUAUCAAUAAAGGAUUGUUAAAGGUU
Neoarius graeffei (lesser salmon catfish) is the source of this 4523-nucleotide messenger RNA. RefSeq names its product protein phosphatase, Mg2+/Mn2+ dependent, 1Bb (gene ppm1bb). The record is from RefSeq and is a predicted model, not a curated record. Gene Ontology annotation, cellular component: cytosol; nucleus. The transcript has 7 exons. Bases 391 to 1530 code for a protein of 379 amino acids. Gene Ontology annotation, biological process: negative regulation of canonical NF-kappaB signal transduction; protein dephosphorylation; positive regulation of canonical Wnt signaling pathway. Gene Ontology annotation, molecular function: magnesium ion binding; protein serine/threonine phosphatase activity; manganese ion binding. Lineage: Eukaryota; Metazoa; Chordata; Actinopteri; Siluriformes; Ariidae.